AUGCUGGUGGUAGUGGACAGCGCGAGCGGGCUCCUGCACGCGUGCCACACGGUCAUUCAGGGGUCGGCCUUCGAAGAGGCGCUUCACAGCGUGCCCGCGGUGCUGCAGGCGCUCCCCGACGACAGCAAGCGCAGCGCGGCGGCGACGUCGUGGAGCGCGCUGUUGGCGGUGCUGCAGGGGACCCGCGCGACGCUCCGGCUGUCCGCGGGCGGCGCCCUGCUGCAGUCGCUUGCCGAGCACGUGACGCCCACGCCCGGUGCGAGGCCCGCGCUGGGGAGCGUGUGCGUGAGGGAGCUGGCCGAGGCGACGAUCGCUGCCGACGACGUGGGCACGUUCUGGGCAGGUCUGCGCGCGUCCGGGUACUGGUACUGGUACUCGCCGAUGGACAAAGAGGAGUCUUCGCGGGACCCUGAUGCGAUCGUGGAGCUGCUGCACGUCGCGCGGCGGUGCGAGGAGCGCGGCACCCCUCUGAAGCUCCGUGACACACUUCUGAAGCUGUUGCGUAUGCCGUCCGUGGCGAGCAACCUGCGUGUGCUCGCGCUGCAUCACUGCUCUCUACACAAUCACUUUACCGAGUUGAUGAAGGCCCUGCGCACCACGAAGCUGGAGCAGCUGCACUUGCAAGACUCCGACUAUGAAACCUUCGAGAUGAAAAUGUCUACCGAGGACGUGCUGGAAAUGGCCGAAACGGUAUCAAAACUGGAGAUGCUACGCAAGAUGACAACUCCAUCCACGGACUUUACGGGCCAACUCUUUCCAAACGAGUUUACCAAGGAACAGGAUGCAAUUUCGGCGCUUCUCCGGGCGAUCGGGGCGCACAAGUCGCUGGAGGAGCUGCACCUGGGGCUCGACCCGGCAGUGCUCGACGCGGCGGCUCUUUCUGUCGAGUCGAUGCUGAAAACAAGCACGACGCUGACAACGCUCAUCAUCGACCAAUUUUCCCGUUAUGACCGCGAUGAGGACGGGUACUGCGACGACGCCAUGUACGAGGCCGCUCAAUUGUUCGGAUGGCAUCUCGAAGGCUUGUCGAGUCUGCCGAAGGCUCUGAGCGCUGGUCUGACCCAGAACAACACGCUGCAGAGACUCCACGUCAAGAGCGGCGCUUUCGACUGGUCCGACGAUGACAUCGCCGGCCUGCUUCAGAACACGACCCUGCAGCACCUUAAUCUGGGGCCGCGGCCUGCCAGCCGCACCUUGCCUCUGCAACUUGCGGCGGCAGUGAGGCGGGGGAGCACCCUGCGGGUGAUGCGCGUGACUGGCGAUCCGACCGGCACAGUGGAGCUAGCCCGAGCGCUGUCGUCCAGGUCGUGCGUGGUCGAGCUCCGCAUCACCCUUGAACGGGAAUCGGGCGAUUCUGUCGAUCUCGUGCUCGAGCUGGCGAAGGCCUUGGCGGACGGAGCACUGGGACACACGCUGGAGACACUCCGGAUUUCUGAUACGCCAGACCACAGCGGCACGCAGGACUUCGUGGCCCUUGCAAGGGCGCUGGAACACAACUGCGUCCUGCGCACCCUGUUCGCCGCCAACAGCUUGAUCUCCCCUGAAGGCGCCGCCGCGCUCGGUGCUGCGCUGCGGACGAACCGCACGAUCAAGACGCUCGAGCUGCGCAACUGCGGCAUCUGCGACGAGGGGGCGGCCGGGCUUGCGUCAGGCCUGCAGCACAACACCACCCUCCAAGAAUUGGAUUUGAGCAACAACGAGAUGGGCAGGGCGGGAGCCAUCGCCCUCGCGGACUCGCUUGGAGCCGGGUCCGCACUCGAACGCCUGCGGCUCCACGGAUGCGUCGUCGCGCAAGUGCCUGGCAGAUUGUGCAUCAACGUCGACGAUUCCGUGGCGGCUUCGUUCGCCGGCGCACUGCGGCGGGGCUGUGCCCUCAGAGACCUCGACAUGGGGUUCUGCACGGUCUCGAGUCCUCCUUUGAGUGGGAUGCGGGAGCUGGUCGAUGCGAUGGUCGAUCGCAGGCAGCUUGGGAAACAUCACGAGAUCGAAGCGUGGCUCUCGUGGGAUGCGAACGUGGUAUCGUGGACGGAAAAGUGGAAUGAGAUCCGUCUGCUGAGAGGCAAGCUGUGUCGUGUGGAGCAGGAGGGAUGGGGACGCGUGGUCGUGCUCCCUCGCUACCUCUAUUGA
Molecule: messenger RNA, 2127 nt
Organism: Pedinophyceae sp. YPF-701
Lineage: Eukaryota; Viridiplantae; Chlorophyta; Pedinophyceae
Source: the annotation of a GenBank genome assembly